Messenger RNA from Saprolegnia parasitica CBS 223.65, 387 nucleotides. RefSeq lists its product as hypothetical. Lineage: Eukaryota; Oomycota; Saprolegniomycetes; Saprolegniales; Saprolegniaceae. The transcript is spliced from 2 exons. Gene Ontology annotation, molecular function: oxidoreductase activity, acting on the CH-OH group of donors, NAD or NADP as acceptor. The record is from RefSeq and is a predicted model, not a curated record. The coding region runs from base 1 to 387 and encodes 128 amino acids.
AUGCUUAUCAACAAUAGAGGCAUCAUCGUCAAGAGCUCGCUCACGAAGACGACGAAGGCAUAUAUUUUGCGCCAGUUGGAAGUCAACACCGUGGGCCCGUUCCUUGCCACAAAGGCGCUCAUGCCCAACCUAAAGCUUGCGGCCAAGCAAAAUGAUCUCAUGAUUGCCGCCUUCCUCUCAACCAAGAUUGCCAGUAUUCAGCUCAAUAAGCAAGGUGGAUACCAUGCAUAUCGCGCGUCAAAGACGGCCCUCAACGGAAUCGCCAAGACGCUGGCUGUCGACAUGGAACCGCGUGGCAUCUCGACUGUACUCCUGCGCCCAGGCUACGUCAAGACUGACUUCACGGGCCACAAAGGCGACCUGUCGGCCAAGGAAAGUGGCGAUUGA